Bufo bufo (common toad) is the source of this 1088-nucleotide messenger RNA. It is a transcript of the gene RRP7A, whose product is annotated as ribosomal RNA processing 7 homolog A. Gene Ontology annotation, molecular function: nucleic acid binding. Bases 103 to 903 code for a protein of 266 amino acids. The transcript is spliced from 7 exons. Lineage: Eukaryota; Metazoa; Chordata; Amphibia; Anura; Bufonidae. The record is from RefSeq and is a predicted model, not a curated record. Gene Ontology annotation, cellular component: UTP-C complex; CURI complex. Gene Ontology annotation, biological process: ribosomal small subunit assembly; rRNA processing.
CGUCACUUCCAACAUGGCGCCGUACACAGAGGGACCCACGUUUGCAGCCCCGACUGGAUACACAGUGUUUGAUGACUGGGAGGCUCCACAUGAGGGUGACUAAUGGAGUCCCUGGAAUUGUCUCUAGCCAUUCCGGUGCAGUUCUCGGAGGAGCGGCCGGUGCACCACUGCCUGUAUGCCAAAGAAGCCCGGCUGAGAGGAGAGGCCGAGAAAGCCCACCCCCAGGAUCGGACGUUGUUCGUAAUCAACAUCCCAGGAUACGUCACCGAGAAAGGUUUAUCAGAGAUCUUCGCUUCUUGUGGUCUUGUGCAAUCUGUGGAACUACUUGACAAAUCAGCGCCUUAUUUGAAAAAAAAUAUGGAGGGAAAUAUGUAUUUUAACCAGAAGACAAUUAAGGGUUUCAGAGUGGCCUAUGUUGUGUUCAAAAAGGCCUCUGGAAUUCAAAAAUUCAAGUCCAAUAAAGUCUGGACACCAUCGGUGAUAUCAAAAAGAGGCGAUUUUGUAAAAGCUGGAAUUCACAAGUGGAUAGAGGAUUAUGAAAAGUCUUUUACUGAUGUUGCUGCUCUUCAAGCUGCAAUUGAUCACUAUAUGCAGGAAUAUGAUAAGAAAGAGGCAAAGAAAGAGGACAAAGCUAAGCGAAAAGAAGGGGUGCCAGAUGAGGAUGGCUGGAUAACUGUGACAAGAAAGGGCCGACACCCAGGUGUAGCACGUACUGAAGCAGUGAAUCAUCGACUGUUAGAGAAGGAAAAGAAGAAGAGCGCCCAGAAAGAACUUCUAAACUUUUAUGCUUGGCAGCACCGUAAUAAAAAGAAAGAACACCUGGCAGAACUACGUAAAAAAUUUGAAGAAGAUAAGCAGAAGAUUGCACUGAUGCGAGCUCAGAGAAAGUUCCGCCCUUAUUGAAAUCCAUUUGUGUACUGUAAUAUAUCUGUUCUCAUACAGACUUGUAUCACCACCUGGCACAAAGAAUAACUUCCACACUGACUGCAGAUGCCAGCGGACAUAUUACUUUUUAAUUAUCGACCUUAAUUGACAAGGGGCUUCUCCAAAACAGAAAACGUUUAUACAGUAAACCCAUCAUUACAGCU